CCAGAGACAGAGUCAAUUGGUUGUCACGAUUGCGUUUUAACAAGUGAAUUUGAGAAUAAAGUAACUGGACAAAGGGGUCAAGAUGGCAGGAAAUACGUUAACAGAGGCUGGUGCUUCUUAUUCGAAAGCGGUUGGGUUUGUGUAUCUAUUUAAUCUGAUUGUGGGUACAGGAGCACUAACAAUGCCACUGGCUUUCCAGAAUGCUGGAUGGUUGCUGAGUCUGGUCAUCAUUGUAUUGCUGGCAGGAUUCAGCUACAUGACGGUAACGUUUGUACUGGAGACUAUGGCUACAGCCAAUGCUACCCUUUUUCUGCAUAAAAAAGCUGAUAUUGUUUAUAAAAGAACAGAGUCUGUUCGAGCUAACAUUGGAGACUCUGCAGAAAUUGCAUCAGAUGCAGACAUUUUCCAGGAUGAGAGAAGCCCUCUGCUGAAGAGUGAUGAAAAAGAUUACAGAGAUGAUAUAUUUGAUAUCAAAGAGAGGGUGGAGUUGGGGAAACUGGCAGAGCUGUUUUUUAAUAAAUUUGGUGUUAUCUUGUUCUACCUCUGCAUGGUGAUAUAUCUGUAUGGUGAUCUCUCUAUUUAUGCUGUUGCUGUUCCUAAGUCACUCAGGGAUGUUAUAUGUACAUACAAACACAAUGAAAGUGAAAAUGUCUCCUGCUCAAGUUUGAACUUGGUAAACUCAGACCCCUGCUGGGAGAGCUCUAGUCUAGACAGAACAUCUGUUUACAGAAUAAUGGUGGCUGUGUUUGCCAUCACUCUGGGUCCUUUCACUUUCUUCAAUGUCCAGAAAACCAAGUACCUCCAACUUUUUACCACUGUAACAAGGUGGUUAGCAUUCAUGAUCAUGAUUGUAUUAACCAUCAUCAGGCUGGCCAACAAAAAAGGCAAAGGACACCCCGCAGUUGCGGAUUUUGAAGGAAUUCCAAAUUUAUUCGGAGUGUGUGUUUACUCGUUCAUGUGUCAUCACUCACUUCCUUCCCUUGUGACACCAAUCAAAAACAAGAAGAACCUCUUUAUCAUGAUUUUCUUUGACUUUAUUUUAAUUCUAUCGUUUUAUUCCUUAGUUUCCUUUACUGGAGCCUUUGCGUUUCAUGAACCAAAAGAUAUUUAUACUUUAAGUUUUAUCCCUGAUGCGUGUGAUGCUAAAGAACCAAUAACUAAUUCAGCAGUGUUACAAUAUUAUUUAGCUCUCUUCCCUGUUUUUACAUUAAGCACUAGUUUUCCUAUCAUAUCCAUAACACUAAGAAACAAUCUGAAAACUAUGUUUUACAAAGAAGGUCGACCAUUUUCUUGGUUUGUUGACAGAAUUGUCUUCCCCUUAGCAGCCAUUACUCUCCCCUUCAUUAUUGCCUUGGCAACUGAUGAGGUUGAGUUCCUGGUUGGGAUCACAGGGUCAUAUGCCGGAGCAGGAAUCCAGUAUGUCAUUCCAGCUACAUUGGUUUUGAUCUCUAGAAGAGCAGUUAAGUCUGAUCCAUCUGUCUCCACUUUAAACAACAGAUUUACCUCCCCUUUUAAGCAUACUUUCUGGGUCAUUCUAGUAAUUGUAUGGUCUGUUGUUGCUAUGGCUUUUGUAACUGUUAAUCACAUCAUAACUAGGAAAUAAUGAUGUUACUUUUAGGUUUAUUUAGUGCUUAGUUAGUAUUUAUUUCUGAAGUGCUGAUUUUUUUACCACAAGGAAGGCACAUACAUUGCACUGUAUUCAUUUUGUCUAACCAAUUAAAAAGAAUAUUUCUGCAGUCAUUAAUUUUUGUGAUAUUUUGCAGUUCAGUAGGAAGGUGUUACCCUGCUCCUGCAAUGCAAUUUUUAGAUUUUUUUAAAAAAUGUUUCUCUUGGGAGCAUGUUAUAAGUGUCCUAAGUUAUAGAUGAGAUUAUUUUGAAUCAUUCAUGACUUCUUGUUGUUUUAAAACAGUGCAAUAAAUCCUCAUUGCUGUUGAUGUUUAAAUUCUUUUAAAAAUUUUGAUCUGAAUUUUCUAUUGUUGAUUUCAUAUAAAUUGGGUAGUACAUGUACAAACAUUGUCAAUAUUUUCUUUUUACGCAUCAAGAUUUACUUUAUAACUGUAAGGUACAUCUAAGUUUUUGGACUGAUCAUGUCAAUGAGUAUGUAUAAACUUAAAAAAAAUUUAAUUCAAAUGUUUUAAAAAAAAUUUUGUUUUAUGUGCGAUGUUUAUAUAAGAAAUACAUGUAUGAACUUCAUUUUUCUUUUU
Messenger RNA from Saccostrea echinata, 2204 nucleotides. Its product is annotated as transmembrane protein 104-like. The coding region runs from base 83 to 1603 and encodes 506 amino acids. The record is from RefSeq and is a predicted model, not a curated record. Lineage: Eukaryota; Metazoa; Mollusca; Bivalvia; Ostreida; Ostreidae. The transcript has 10 exons.